Messenger RNA from Haliotis rubra (blacklip abalone), 917 nucleotides. RefSeq lists its product as uncharacterized. The coding region runs from base 225 to 779 and encodes 184 amino acids. Lineage: Eukaryota; Metazoa; Mollusca; Gastropoda; Lepetellida; Haliotidae. The transcript has 2 exons. The record is from RefSeq and is a predicted model, not a curated record.
GGGUGUGCAGGGAUAAGUGUUGCAAUCAGUCAACUGAUUGUUGUGGUGACUACAAUGUGUGAUUGUUGUGAGAACCCUAUUGUACAAAGGAACGACCGUUACAUCUCGAAAAGUUUCAGAUACAUCCACUGUUCAUCACAUGCCAAAUACACCGACCGGUCAGAACACAUCACCAUGGAUACAAUAAACACUUGAACCGAUUAGAGCAGACCAGCAUAGACACCAUGAGCACUCCCGUCGACAUGAACACGAGACCUCUCUCAGCUGAAAGCAAGGAGUCUGAGAUUGAUAUUGAGUUUCAAAUCGACAUUGGGGAGGACCCACUGCCGUCGGCAGCACAGGACCACGUCACAGACGAAGGUCUGCUUGAAGAGGAAUCUUUCAUGACCUUGACCCAAGAGGAACAAUCAGCAUGGGAUGAAAUGAUCCAGACACUGAAACAUGAACUCGAACAACGCGGUAAAGACUUUUCCCAGUGGUCUGACAAAAUAACGCGGAGAAGAAUGUAUGCUUACGCGAGAAUGAAAAAGCUGGAGAAGUAUCACCAGGCGAGAGAAGGGUUUUACAGAAACAUUGACGGUUUUAUUGAAACAUUCCACGGAGAUGUACUGAGAAGUAGUGACGGGAUGGAGAGUGCAGUGGUGACAAGAGAUGCUCAGAUUCAGUCAGGUGGUGGAGGUGACAGAGACAAUGGAGUGAAGGACGGAGUGGACACCGUCCUCACGAAGGAACUCUCCACGCCAGUUAUAAAACAAGAGCCACCAGUAUCUGUCACAUAAUAUGUGACAAUGUAGACUUCAGCGCUGUCUAACCAGGACGUGCGUGUGUGAUGUACAGCCACAUAACUCGUCACCACCACCGUGUGGUCAGUGACCUGUCGAGGAAUUCAUUUUGAUUAAAUCCUUUGUAUAAUUAAA